AUGACCGACGGAAACAACAAAAUCUCAUCGGAAAAUAACGAAGAGGGAGGAUCUGCACCGAAACGUCAAAGAAUUGAAACAGAGAAUGCCGAGAACAAUGCAAAUGAUCAACAUCCAUUGACGCUUCGAAUGAUGUGCAAUACAUGUCAAGAAGUGUUGGAAAAACAGAAAAAUAUCGAACAUUUUAACACAGAAAUCGUCGAUGAGUUGCGCUCCGUCAAAAGCGAGCUUAAGCUCGAGCUUCAAUUGAUUCGAGACGAUUUGAAACCAAAAACAGUGGUAGCAGCAGUUCCGAUGAAAGCCGAUAGCAAGGAUACAACUGCUUGGAACUCUGAAAACAAGAGUGCUACCAUGACGACUACUGGAAAAUACUUCGUGCUAAAACAUGUCUUUAAGAAUGUCUCGAAUAUGAAGGAAGAUGAAUAUCGGUUGUCAGAAGCGGAAGAACACUUUGGAAUUGAAUGGAGAAUGGGUGUGCGCCGAACGAAAGAACAUCUUCAUUUUUAUUUGCACUGUCCGAAAUCGAUGGGCACUGUGAAUUGGACAAUCGAAACUCAGCGAAAACAUGUACUAGUUUCGAAUCGAGUGGAAAACAAAGUGAAAAAAGGCAAACAAAUAUUUAACAACAAAACUCCCGCGUGGGGAUGUGAAAAAUUUAUCAAAUGGGCGGAAAUGGAAAAAGACUAUCUUGUGGAUGGCCGAUUGACAGCUGAAAUUCACAUAAAAAUCAAGAAAACAACUGGUAUUUACAAAGAUAAUCUGAGAAGUUUCGACGAGACAAUGGAAGAAUUCUCAGAUGUUGUACUUGUUGUCAAUGAAGAGAAAUUUUAUGUUCUAAAAUUGUAUUUGGCUGCUCACUCACCAUAUUUCAAAGCCUUGUUUUUGGGAAAUUUCAACGAUUCGAAGAAAUCGGAAAUCAAAUUGACUGGAAUCGACGCAGAUGAUUUCCAGAACUACCUCGAACUGCUUUAUGGGGAACAUCCGAUUGAUGAAUACACUUGCGAAGGACUUCUUCUGGUAGCUGACAUGCUAGAUACUCCACUGGUAAUCCGCAAAUGCGAGCAGUUUCUACUCAAGGAAUCAAAGAAAACGUUGAAGAAGAAGUUAGAAUUGUCUACUCGAUUCUGUUUGGAAGCACUCAAGAAGAAAUGCCUCGCUGAAAUCAAAUCGAUUGGCGAUCUUCAAGCUGUUCUGCCAGGGAAUGUGCAAGAUUUGGACAAAUCUAUAAUGGGCGAACUUCUUGAAAAAUCCAUUUCACUUCAUAAUUGA
This is a messenger RNA of Caenorhabditis remanei, 1269 nucleotides long. RefSeq lists its product as uncharacterized. The transcript is spliced from 7 exons. Gene Ontology annotation, molecular function: protein binding. Bases 1 to 1269 code for a protein of 422 amino acids. Lineage: Eukaryota; Metazoa; Nematoda; Chromadorea; Rhabditida; Rhabditidae. The record is from RefSeq and is a predicted model, not a curated record.